AAACAAAAUGCAUGGUUAGGAUUCCAUUCAAUUCUUUUAUUUGUAUUACUGUUUCAGGUUUAUUCCCCUCUCUUGGAUUCACCUCCACCAAGAUGGGUUCAUCUUGCACACGGGUUGCUUCUAUUUUUGUAUCAGACUUUUGAUCCUGUAGAUGGGAAACAAGCUAGACGAACAAACUCCUCGAGUCCACUUGGAGAACUUUUUGACCAUGGGUGUGAUGCACUUGCAAGUACGUUCGAAACCAUGGAUUUUGGGAGCACUGCCAUGUGCGGAGGGGACAGUUUCUGGUUCUGGGUAAUUUUAUCUAUACCAUUUUGUGGAGCUACAUGGGAACACUAUUUCACCAAUGCACUUAUCCUUCCUAUUGUCAAUGGGCUGACUGAGGGUCUUGCGCUGAUAUAUGGAUUGCACUUUAUGACAGCAAUUGUUGGUGCCCAGUGGUGGGCUCAGCCAUUUCAGCAAUCGAUACCCUUCUUGAGUUGGAUACCUUAUGUUAAUGAACUUCCAACAUAUAAAGCUGCUGUGUAUUUGUUGACACCAAUUGCUAUUUUACCUACAGUGGCUUGCAAUAUAAGCAAUGUCCAUAAGAUCGUUAAGGCAAGAAAAGGAAGCAUGUUACUGGCAUUAGCAAUGCUUUAUCCUUUUGUUGUACUCAUGGAAGGAGUGCUCAUUUGGUAAUUUGAGUUUGUCCUCUUUUCUUAUAACAACGUUCACCUUCUUUCUUUUAUUCAACACACAAAUAUGGUCAGGCUAUUGACUUGUACACGCAGGCGAUAGAGCUAAAUAGUCAGAAUGUAGUGUACUGGGCUAAUCGCUCACUUGCUCACACCAAAUUGGAAGAGUAUGGUAGUGCCAUACAAGAUGCUACUAAG
Messenger RNA from Gossypium arboreum, 872 nucleotides. RefSeq names its product choline/ethanolaminephosphotransferase 1-like. Gene Ontology annotation, cellular component: membrane. The transcript is spliced from 9 exons. Gene Ontology annotation, biological process: phospholipid biosynthetic process. The record is from RefSeq and is a predicted model, not a curated record. NCBI's taxonomy places the organism in Eukaryota, Viridiplantae, Streptophyta, Magnoliopsida, Malvales, Malvaceae. The annotation marks the transcript as partial. Gene Ontology annotation, molecular function: phosphotransferase activity, for other substituted phosphate groups.